Messenger RNA from Physeter macrocephalus (sperm whale), 575 nucleotides. Its product is annotated as signal transducer and activator of transcription 3-like. The record is from RefSeq and is a predicted model, not a curated record. Bases 315 to 575 code for a protein of 86 amino acids. Lineage: Eukaryota; Metazoa; Chordata; Mammalia; Artiodactyla; Physeteridae. The transcript has 2 exons. Gene Ontology annotation, biological process: regulation of DNA-templated transcription; signal transduction.
GCCCGAUGCAUUAAAAUAGGCAUCUAGCAUCUGCUGUCAUAAAUUGUUCUGAGUUUUUUUAUAUAUAUACUUACCUAGAAUGAGUUUUCUGAAGGUAGGGACUGUGUCUUAGCUCAACAUGUGGUCUCCUAGUGCAAUACGUAGAGUGGGUUUAUAGUAUGACCUAGAGGUAAAAAGCCAAGGAUACAGGUAAAAGUGUGAGAGCUUUCUUAGCACCAAACUGACAGCACCUGGAGAACACCUGCCGUGUAACCACCUUUUCCCUCACAAUGGCAGCAGCAGCUCAGGCCAAGCAGGAAGGGUAGUGGGUGUGGAUGGGGACUAGACAGAGCUGUUUUUCUCCCCGUAUCUCCAGCAUUCACGUGUACAUCGGCUCCCUUUUUUGGCAGCAAGGGGGCCAGGCCAACCAUCCCACAGCCGCCGUGGUGACGGAGAAGCAGCAAAUGCUGGAGCAACACCUACAGGAUGUCCGGAAGCGUGUCCAGGAUCUAGAACAGAAAAUGAAAGUGGUAGAGAAUCUCCAGGAUGACUUUGAUUUCAACUACAAAACCCUCAAGAGUCAAGGAGGCAAGUGA